Messenger RNA from Coffea arabica (coffee), 960 nucleotides. NCBI's taxonomy places the organism in Eukaryota, Viridiplantae, Streptophyta, Magnoliopsida, Gentianales, Rubiaceae. The record is from RefSeq and is a predicted model, not a curated record.
AUGGUCAACUCAAGAUACAAGGCACUGUGCAGAGAAACAACUAAACACAAGGGAAGAAGAUAUGAUGAGGCAGAAAUGAGCUCAGCAAACUCCAAUGGAAAGCAAUGGAAGUGGUUGUGGAAGCUGAAGGUCAAAAGCAAGAUAAAACACUUCAUCUGGAGAAGUCUAAAUGGUCUAUUACCAGUUAAUGGCCUGGUGUUCAAAAGAAUACACCAUGGGGAUCCAAUCUAUGAUGGCUGUGGAGAACAGGAAGAGACAACUGAACAUAUGUCUUUUCAAUACAGCAGAGCUCAAGAGGUGUGGAAGAUGGCUCCAAUACAGUGGGAUAGAUUAACUAAACAGAUAGGGAAUAUAAUAGCUUGGUGGACUGCUAUGCUGGAAGCUACAAGCAGGACAGAGGGCAGGGAACAUGUAGAGCUAACUGUGAAUAUCCUUUGGCAAAUCUGGAAAAGAAGAAACGAAUGGAAGUUCAAUGCCAAACGAAGGCAUCCUUGGAAAACAGUUAAAAAAGCUCAACAGGAAUGGCAAGAGCAAGCAUCAGCUUGGAGGAAAGAGAAAAUGAUCCCUGAGGAUGCUGAAAGAGACAGAGAGGUAGUAGAACCAGAAGAGGUAGGAAGGGAUGAAAUGCAAAUCAGAAUAUCAACUCAUGUGCAAGAACAAACCAAUAGAGUUGGUACUGGGAUUAUAGAAACUAAUUUCAACCAUCAGUUGGUGUCAGCCUGGGCAUUAACUGAUAGGAAAACAGGGAAUCACUUGCAGACUAUCACAGAAGCAAUGAAGAUGGCCAUCACAAAGGCCAGACAACAGCAAUGGCAGAAAAUUACAAUACAUAUACUCAGCCCUCAGCUGUUGAAAGUGAUAACGAAAGGGAUGGCCAAGGAUAUCAAAAUGGCUACUUUGACUGAUGAUAUUAACAAUCCCAGAGCUUUUAUUCCAAAAAUGCUCCUUUUGCUUAGAUAG